CGGUGCCGGUUCCCGCCGCUCACACCCCGGAGCUGUCCGUGCCCCGGUGCUGCAGAGCCCCCGCCGCUCCGCUCCGCUCAGCUCCGCUCCGCUCUACUCCGCUCCCGCCAUGGACAACGGGGCUGCGCGGCCGCGCUGAGCCCCCGGCAGCCCGGACACCCUGAUUCCCGGGAACUCGGGUCAGCAGCAUCCCGACUCCUCCAUCACCCGGUACUUCGGCAUCCCGGGAAAUCACCUCCACCCUAUCUCGUCUUCCCGGGAGCUCACUACUCAGGCAUUCCAGGAACUCAGCUCCACGGCAUCCCAGCUCUCUGGGAACUCUUCUCCGCUGUCCUCCUCUCCGUUGGAAUUCGGCUGCCCUGCAUCCCGGCUGCCCAGAAUCUCCGUAGCCCGGCAUCCCGGGAAUUCACCUCUCAGCAUCUCGACUCCCUGGGAGCUCGGUACUCCGGCAUCCCGGGAACUCGGCUCUGCUGACGCCGGCUCCUCGAUAUCCUGGUGCUCCGGCUCUCCAGGAACUCACACCGGCAGCAUUCCUGAUUCCCGCACCCCAGCUCGGCAGCAGCCCCACACGCCGGCUACCACAGUCCGCGGGCUUCCUGGCCCCUCGGGACCGCGAUCAUGGCGUUCAUGGUGAAGAGCAUGGUGGGGGGACAGCUGAAGAACCUGACGGGUGGCCUGGGCGGCGAGGAGAAGAGCGAGGGUGAGAAGUCUCCGGCCGAGGCGCAGGGCAUGACCCGCGAGGAGUACGAGGAGUAUCAGCGGCAGCUGGUGGAGGAAAAGAUGGAGAGAGAUGCCCAGUUUGCCCAGCGCAAGGCGGAGAGGGCCACGGUCAGGUCCCACUUCCGAGACAAGUACAGACUCCCUAAGAACGAAACAGACGACAACCAGAUCCAGCUGGUGGGAGGUGACGUGGAGCUGCCCAAAGAGCUGGCCAAGAUGAUCGAGCAGGACAACGAGGAGGAGGAAGAGAAGAACUCAGUGAUCGGCCAGCUCAGCAACAUCCAGAACCUGGACCUUGAUUCCUUGAAAGACAAAGCUUCAGCCACGCUAGAGGACCUGAAGCAAUCGGCCGAGAAGUGCGCCGUGAUGUGACCCUGCGGAACUUCCCCUCCCCGUCAGCCUGACGGAGGGGGAGCAGGGAGGGGAUGCGGCCAAGGGUCUGGCGGUGGCUGUUGCCUGCAGCGGGGACCCCACUGAUGUUGUCACCCUUGCCUUGUGUGAGUCGGGUUCUCCUUCUGAGCCGCGUGAAGCCUCAAGUCCCCGACCCAGAUGUCCCUGAUGUGUGGUUUUUGUUUUGUUCUCCGGUGUGAGGUUAGAGCAGAGAGCCAGCAUGUCCCCAUCCCCUCCCCCCCUCACCACCAUACCCCAGCGCCUCCUCCUGUGCCCGGGGCAGCAAGAGCUGGAGGAGGGUGGGUUGCAGGGGAGAAAAGCCUCGAGUGACCUUGGACUGUUCUUGAACCGUGUCAGCAUGAGAAGGCAACAGCCAUAACGCCGUGUCUCUGCCUCCUGAGAGCGACAGGGAGGCUCCAGUUCGCUUUGCAAGGAUGAGGCAUGACACGAAAUGCUCUUCCCCCGUCCCCCAUACCCAUCACAUGAGAAAUAACAUCCCGUCCCUGCAAGGAACACCAACCAAUUUGCCCUUGAGGCCCCCUCUCCAAGGAGCCAGCCAGAAAGGACCUGCUACUUGAUCCCAUUAAGCUCAGCAGGAAGGGGGGUGCUGAGGACCAGAGGGAUGAAGCCUGAGAGGAAUAAAACCCCUCCCUGGGUGCUGAUCUGACCUCCUCCAGCCCUUCCCCAGAGCAGUUGUGGCACCACUCGCCCUCUCCCAAGGUGGGUUCCACUUGCAUCCUUGUUUGUUCUGGGAGAAGAACAAAGGCAUAAGGGGGGGGGGGGGGGGGGGGGGGGAAAUCUCAUCCUCCUCCUCGACUGUCGUGCUGUGGUUGUGUGCUGUGCUCAGCUGAGUGUCUCUCCACCUCCUAUGCUGUCCCCGUGUCAUGGUACUGUUAUAACCGGUGGAAUAAAUACCAGGAGAUGUCUAUGCA
This is a messenger RNA of Pogoniulus pusillus (Red-fronted tinkerbird), 2042 nucleotides long. It is a transcript of the gene CPLX3, whose product is annotated as complexin 3. Gene Ontology annotation, molecular function: syntaxin binding. The transcript is spliced from 4 exons. Gene Ontology annotation, cellular component: SNARE complex; terminal bouton. Gene Ontology annotation, biological process: regulation of neurotransmitter secretion; synaptic vesicle exocytosis; neurotransmitter transport. The record is from RefSeq and is a predicted model, not a curated record. Bases 619 to 1092 code for a protein of 157 amino acids. Lineage: Eukaryota; Metazoa; Chordata; Aves; Piciformes; Lybiidae.